Molecule: messenger RNA, 1557 nt
Organism: Vanrija pseudolonga
Lineage: Eukaryota; Fungi; Basidiomycota; Tremellomycetes; Trichosporonales; Trichosporonaceae
Exons: 2
Coding region: 246-1454 (402 amino acids)
Source: RefSeq, a predicted model, not a curated record
GUGAGGGAGUGGACUGGCGGCCUUGACGACGAAGGCGUCACGUUGAGCAGCGGCGAGGAGGCGGGGUGAAGGUGACGAGUUGGGGCAAGCGGUGAAGCGCCUGGGGUCCAAGGAGGCAGAGCACGAUCUGUCGAGGUUGACUGCAUCCACUGGUCGUGCCAUUUGUGUAUAUGUAGCGGUUUAGUUGCGCCGUUUACAGCUUCGCCGUUUACAGGUUGGUGGUGGGUCACGACGACUUGCUGGUGAUGGCAACCAUAGCGCGGGGCCCCGACUCUGACGUCGUUGGGUGGCAAACAUUGUGCCUGUACCGAGUCGUGACCAACCAAACCAUCGACCAUCUCGACUCGGACACGACGACGACUACCACACUUUGCAACCACACACUCACCAACAUGGAUAUCGACACGGCCACCAAGCCCCCAUCAGCGCCCACGACAGCAGAUCUACGAUCCCGCGGCCGCAUAUCCGUCGCUGACCUGUGCCGAAAGCUACCGCCUGCCCCGCGGUCGAAGCCGCCGGCCCCAGGGUACCGUUUCCGGCCUCCGCGACAUUCUCUCCAGCAGCCGGCACCGGUCGAGUCACAGCCUGACGAGCCACAGCCACCCCGGCGCCCUCCCGUCACGCCACUACCGCUUACAUACACCACGUACCCGCACCUCGUCAACCUGGUGCUCGAGCAGGCCGACCUCGAGACGACACUGUCCUGCCGGCUCGUGUGCCGCUCGCUCAAGGCGGAUGUCGAUCGCCUCUUGGAGAAGAGCACACGCUACCCAGAGCCAGGGACCCAUGGCGGCCGCUUCAUGCACCCCCGGAUCGACGGGCUCUCGAGGGCGAUGAUACCCCCCUACACCGUCGUCGACCACAUCUACCUCGACGCCAGAGAGGUCACGAACCAGCUCUGGCUGCCGCUCACGACGCGCCGCCAUGUAGUGGUCCUCUCGUUUAACCCCCGAGCCCCGCCAUUCACCGCCAUGCCCAUCUGGCCCGAGAUCCUGUCUGGGGGACACUUGCUUCGAAUGCCGAGCAUCCCCAGCCCAAACAGGCGGCCGGUGUACCCCGAGCUUUUGGAUCUCGCGUUCGCUCCUCGCCUUGCGGACGCAAAAUGUAACUCGGAGAACGAUCCAAGCUCGGAUCACGAGUCGCAACCGGAUCUUGACACCCGCUGGACCCAGAAGGUGGGCUUUGCCUGGGGCCCCCGUCCGCACGGCUUCUUCGGCCACAUCGUGCACAACCUUGCCGUAGCCGGCCACCUGCGGCUUGGCUCGGUGCGGCUUCGGGGUCUCGAGACACUGCCGUUGGGGCUCCCCUGCGAGUCAUCCAGGACGAAGUGCGGGCCUGUGCAGGGAGAGGACCUGAGCUCGGGCUCUGGCGCUGGCCUGCAGACAUUGAUGAGUGUUUGGAUCGACUGUCUGCGGGACAGAACGAGUGGUAGCAAUGCAAAUGUGAUGGUUUGAAGCUGGCGCGGCGUUCACCAGCCAAAAGUCACCCCGUGAGGAGCGGGAUUCGUUGACACCCCGUAUUCUUUCGGCAGCUUAGCUUAGACAUUGACCACGCGUG